Botrytis deweyae is the source of this 3808-nucleotide messenger RNA. RefSeq lists its product as uncharacterized. The coding region runs from base 214 to 2550 and encodes 778 amino acids. The record is from RefSeq and is a predicted model, not a curated record. Lineage: Eukaryota; Fungi; Ascomycota; Leotiomycetes; Helotiales; Sclerotiniaceae. Gene Ontology annotation, molecular function: ATP binding; ATP hydrolysis activity. The transcript is spliced from 2 exons.
ACCACUUGUACUCCACAAAUCUCAUCAAAACUUCACCAGAUCUGCUAUCCCCUCAUCUGCUUGAACCGUCCAGCUUUUAAUAUUUAUAGACUCCUCAGUUCAAUCCAUCCCAUUCUUCAUAUCCUUUCUCAUACUUCCUCAUCCUCCUCGUUUUUCUUCUUUCUUCAUAAUACCUAAUCACAUACUUCUCACUUCUCCACAAUAUCCUCAAUCAUGCAUUCCAACGAGAUACCAAGUAAAGAUGGCGAGAAAUAUGUAGUCGUCAAGGUCGAGAAGGAUGCUACCACUUCCACCCAAGCAUCAAGCGAUGCAGGAAAGGACGAAGAUAUCAAAUGCCCAGAGAUCUUGUACAAAGUCCAGUAUAAGGAUGUAGGCGGUGAAAUCAAAGGAACAAAGGAGUUGGCAGCACCAUAUAAGUUGAAGAAAACCACAUAUCGUGAUUCAGAAAUACCUAUUCUAGAAGUCUUAUACAGUGUUACUAUUUGGUUCCCUACCAUCUAUGGCAAGAAAAAGAAUAAGAAGGACAAGGAUGAUGAAAAUGUGAUAUCAUCAGAGAUGAAAGACGAAAAUGACUUCGACGAACGAUCUAUGGAAGAGAAAGAACUCAUUAUUCAUUCUCCACACAUCAUGAAAGCCUUAAGAUCCAUUGUCGAAUACUAUCCCGGACAAUCUUUACUCGGUGACACUAUUUCAAUCAAGGAACCUUACGGGAUUCUUGUCCAUUACCGAAAGGAACUUCAAGAAUACAAAGAGAAUUGUGACGAUGCGGAAGCCAGUCACCAUAUCAGCGUUCUUCAGAAGUAUCUUGAGGAUAACUUUGAAGAGAAGUUAAAGUUGGAGGAUGACCGACAUGCUAGAGCUAAUCCAGUAGUAACGUUUGAGAUGUUAUGGAUGCUGUUCAAGCCAGGAAUGGAUGUCUACGCUCAAUUCGACGAGCAACGCGCUGGUUUCGUUCUUCAAGGAUGUGAAAACUCCACAGAGAACACCAGACCAGGACAGCCAUCACCUCUCAAAGUUAAGAUGUGGUAUCUAGAUUUCGAUGGCCGAUUCGUUGGACGUCGAUCUCAUGAGGUCACCAUCGCGCCGUUUGAAGGCGAGCGCGAAGUCACAUCCUUAAAGGUUAUUCCUGCCCAUUAUAUCGAUAGCAACUCUGCCCUAUCUCCACGAAAACAACUCGAAGAUCGUGGAGAGAAAUUCUACAGUAUGUUGAUGGGUAAACAAAUGGACUACAGAGGUUUCAGUAUGCCCGUUGAGCAAAAGCCAAAACGUUUCCAUGAGGGUCGUGUUGUGGUUGAUCAAAGUGCCUUCUACACAUACGCCGAUUGGCAAGAAACACAGAAACACCCAGCUCCAGUCCUCGGUAUCGAUGAUGACGAUUCUGGUAUUCUUGCAGAUUUGCACUAUAACUGCAAUUGUACAGAUUGUAAUUCUAAACGACUAGCUGCAUCAGCCAAUACAAGAUGGGGCAAAUACGAAAAUAUCGAACCUCGCGAAACACCUUCGCUUGCCGAAACCGAUGCAAAUGGAAUUGUUUCACGACACAAGUACUUCCUCUGUCCUCGUCGUAUCAUGGGUUUCGAUCUCAAGUCUAAGAAAUGGCAAGCUCUCGACGUCGAUUGUUGUCAACCUCCUAAAUUCUACACUUCGGCUAUCGAAAAUCUAGUUCUACCAAACGAAAAGCAGGAAAUGAUCAAAGCCCUCGUUCACAAAUACACUUCCUCCAAGAAAGCUGGCAGAAGCGAAACAACCUGGUCAGCUGAUCCUAUCCCCAACAAAGGAGAAGGGCAAAUCUUCUUAUUGCACGGUCCUCCCGGUGCUGGUAAGACCUACACCGCAGAAUGUGUAGCCGAAUUCACAUCAAGACCUCUCCUCUCACUCACCUGUGGUGACAUCGGAACUGAUGAAUUCCGCGUCGAAGAAUCCCUCAGCAAAUGGUUCAAACUAGCCGAAAUCUGGGGCGCCGUCAUGUUAAUCGACGAAGCCGAUGUGUAUCUCGAGCGUCGUGAAGUUUCCGAACUCACACGUAACGGACUCGUAUCUGUCUUUUUACGAGCGAUGGAAUACUACAGAGGUAUUCUCUUCCUCACUACAAAUCGCGUGGGACACUUUGAUCCAGCUUUCUUCUCUCGUAUCCACGUGUACAUUGGUUACCGCCCUCUAGACUGCGAAGGCCGUAAGAGAAUCUGGCUUCAAUUUUUCACCAAGCUAGGAUUAGAACGCGGACAUGAAAUCACCAUCAUGAGUGCUGCGAAGCGCUACAUCCUCUCAGAUGAGGUACUCAAAGAUAUUGAUUGGAAUGGUCGUGAGAUCCGCAAUGCGUUCCAAACCGCAGUUGCACUAGCCGAAUAUGAAGCAGAGACAAAGAAGGGGCCAAACGAGGAUGGAAAAGUGGAAGUGGAAUUGAGAAGGGAUCAUUUCGAGAAGGUGGUAGAGAUGAGUGAUAACUUUAAGAAAUAUUUGGCGACGGUCGGAAGUGAUGAGGUGGCUGGACAGAGCGAGAUGACGAAGGCAAAGCUUAAUGGGGAUAGAGGUGAUGAUGCGCUUUUGUAAGCAAGGGAAUUUAGGAGUUGAGGGCUUUUGUUGGGUAUAUACUAGCGUUAUAACAAUCUCAAAUGGAUUGAGUCUCUCAAAUUUGCUGAAAUUUCAAAUCAAGUGAAAGAUUAGCCUGAAGAUUUGAAUGAAAUUCUAAUUCUUUGACUUUGCCGAUAUGAAAACACAAGCUCUCAUUCAUAUAGUGUACCCAUUAUCAAACAUAUCUAUCACAUCUGACCCCAAUGAUAUAAUAAAAAAGCGUUUUACUCGGAACGCCUAUCAACGACUCUCAAGUGGGGGCUCAACAAAACUACCGGUAUAUUACUACUACGUCGAAAGCGCCUUUUCCUGUAAACGCAAGAAUCGCGAAGUGUUUGAAUCUUCUCGCAAGCAAAAAUUGACACCUAAAGCUAGUUCAGUUUUUCAAAACAACUAUGGCUUUGGCAAGUAUCACUGGUUCUAAGCCUAUCUUCUCCAAAGGUUCCGCGGCGAAUUUACUUGUGAAUUUCUUAUAGCGGAUCGUCGCUUGCGAGACUGAGUCUGCAUUCUUUACCGCCUCUUCAGUAAAUGCUUGAAUUGCAACGUGCAAACAGUAUUGGACGACACGGCCUUCUUUGGUCGGACUUUUGGUCGGCGCCUCGAUCACUUCGACGUCCAUGGUUUGUGGAUCGAACAGAGUACCAGGUACAUAGUUACUAGCUCAUACCGCUCGGGAGUAAGCACCGCGUGUGCUUUCAGAAACGAAGAGUUAAGCGCCGGGUUAUAUGAGUAUUCGCUUACCUUGAGUUGCGAUAAUAUUCUUGUAUGUCGCGAGUAAGCUCAGACUCUUGGGGCUCUGCUCGAAAUUCGGAAAGGUGGAUUCGAAUACCCAAGUACAGACAGCGGCUUCUACCAAAGUUUCAAUGACGGAGUAUGGCGGACGGUUUGAUAUCAAGGCUGCAGCUUGUUCUUUGCUUAUACGCGUCUGGUCAGCCAACCCGAACCCAAACGAAAAGAGCGCACUCAAAUCAACUGGGACUUCAGAAUCAGGGAUUUUGAGGGUGGCGUCAUCGUCGCAACCACCAAGUAUGUUCUUCAUAAGACGUCUCAUGAUUGGAAUCUUCCUUUCAAUCUGCAUUUCAUUUCGAGAUUGGGUUUGUCUUCCCGCUACUUUGGUGAAUGUUCCCAUUGUUCGACAGCUAUCUUUCGCUGCUUUUAGAUGUUCAAUUUCUUGAUGUACAGUAACCGCGCACAGCUGUUCGUCGGUUUCAAAAAUCACACCAAAAAUGAUUAUUUU